Molecule: messenger RNA, 1053 nt
Organism: Microstroma glucosiphilum
Lineage: Eukaryota; Fungi; Basidiomycota; Exobasidiomycetes; Microstromatales; Microstromataceae
Product: SNO-domain-containing protein
Exons: 2
Coding region: 55-978 (307 amino acids)
Biological process (GO): pyridoxine metabolic process; pyridoxal 5'-phosphate biosynthetic process
Cellular component (GO): cytosol; glutaminase complex
Molecular function (GO): glutaminase activity
Source: RefSeq, a predicted model, not a curated record
AUUCGGCCCGAGUGACUCACGAUAACUUCUCAUCACCAAGACUGACAAGUCAAGAUGAGCUAUACCGGAUCUCCCUCUACUCAUAUCACGGUAGGUGUGCUUGCCCUACAAGGCGCCUUCCAUGAGCACAUCGUCCAUCUCUCCCGCGUCGAGGGCGUGACCGCGGUCCCAGUGCGGACGCCCGAGCAACUCGCUUGCUGCUCGGCCCUCGUCAUCCCCGGAGGCGAGUCUACCGCCAUCGCACUGGGCGCCAUCAGAGGUGGUCUGCUGGAACCUCUUAGGGAGUGGGUCCGCACGGGUAGGCCCACUUGGGGCACAUGCGCGGGCAUGAUCAUGUUGGCCAGAGAGGCUACCGGGGGCAAGAAAGCUCAGGAGCUUAUCGGUGGCUGGGACGGCCGAGUCGGAAGAAAUGGGUGGGGUAGCCAGAUCGAAUCUUUCGAAACUCCACUUUCAAUACCGGCCCUCUCAGGCGAAGAGCCCUUUCCCGGAGUCUUCAUUCGCGCUCCAGUCGUAGAGCGCCUCUUUCGAACAGAAGAGCUAGCUGACCUCGCUCCGCGAGAGCCAGCGAAAGCGGGACGGAGAGAGGGCGAGGAGCUGGAAGGAGUCAAGCUCGUUCAGGGUCAAGAGAGUGGUACCUCGACCCCGUCGGACAACCCAGCGGCUAUGCCUCUACCCAAUCUCGCCACAUACACGAAGGCAGAGAUUUCGAGCCUGCCCACAAAUGCGACUAGGCUAGCAGUGGCCCCUCCCUUGCCCUCUUCUUCUACGCCGCGGCCUCCGAUCGAGGUGAUAGCAAGGCUCCCUGACAGCGUCAGGCCGACGGCGACUUUACCAGGACCGGACGCUGACAUUGUUGCACUGAAGCAGGGAAACAUCUUCGUCACUGCCUUCCACCCUGAGCUGACCCGUGACAGGCGCUUGCACGAGUGGUGGGUCAGGGCAUGUGUGAGAGGAGAGGAGAUGAGCAAGAAGAGGUGACAGAGACCGCUUUAGAGAUCGGAUUAGAAUGCAUGAGCCCUCUUUUGCUGCGUUAGAUACUAUAUCCGACUGCCC